This is a messenger RNA of Ananas comosus (pineapple), 3234 nucleotides long. Its product is annotated as pentatricopeptide repeat-containing protein At1g07590, mitochondrial-like. Gene Ontology annotation, molecular function: protein binding. NCBI's taxonomy places the organism in Eukaryota, Viridiplantae, Streptophyta, Magnoliopsida, Poales, Bromeliaceae. The record is from RefSeq and is a predicted model, not a curated record. Bases 817 to 2490 code for a protein of 557 amino acids. Gene Ontology annotation, cellular component: mitochondrion. The transcript is spliced from 4 exons.
AAACUUUUUUUUAAAAUUUUUCAUAUUUUUUCUAAUAACCAAACACCUUCAGGCCCCCCAACUUUUUCACUUUUGCGUUCUGUCCACUGAGGCAAAAAGACCGCCGCAAUGCUUAACAUCUUCCUUCACGUGCAUGAUGCUAUGCUUAAUAUCUUUAUUCAUGUUACAGACCGUCUUUAGCGCAAGCGACAAAGAAUUUGAUGGUUGGUAUCUCAGGUUUUAAGUUCGAAUUUUAGUUGGUUUAUAUUUUCAGCUAAGUUUAUUUUUUUUUAAAAAAAAAACUAAGCGAGUUUCGUCUUAUCUUUCUCUCGAAAAAUAAAAAAUCUUUAUUCAUGCAUAUGAGGAGAUGCGCGGGGAGGUAAGAAAUAAGUGAUGAUGAUGUGAACUGGCUACAGACGAUUAAUCUAACAUGAAAUGGUUCAGAAAUAAACUUAAUGAUAAAAUUUUGUUGAAGAUUUUAUUAAUUUGGAUGUGAACUAAUCAAAUCAUAUUGGCUUUCGAAAGUUUAGCACUAAUGACCGAAAUUAGGCGUAAAUUACUAAAAAAAUUGAAUGUUCGAGGAUUGCGAUGUUCUUCGAACAAAGUUGGGGAGCUGUUUAAAGUUUGGGAGCUGUUUAUGUGCAUUUUUUGUUAUAGAAAAAAGGAUCUAAAUCUUUAAUUUAAUUUCAAAAAUUACCAAAAAUCAUAAUAUUUAAAACGUGAGGGGCCUCUGUACAAUUAUUCUCCCCAUAUAAUAAUGAGCUAAAGUAAUAAUGAGCUAAAGAUCUCUCUCUCUCUCUCUCUCUCACGAGCAUUUGGUCGAACACUUCGCGUUCGAUGCGUUUUCUUGUAAAGUGUUUGGGCGCCCGCGCCGUCGCGCUCUCUCCUCCCCUUCGGAUUCGAAUCCCCCGCCCCUUCUCUCUCCCCUUCCUCACCACCUGCCAAUCCCCUCUCCCGGAGGAGUCCUCGACGGAGCCCUCCUCCUCCGCCGCCGCCGCCGCCGACGACGGCGACAAGGAGCUCGGCGGAGGAGUAGAUUCCUUGUCGGCGAGGGUGGAGAUGCUGCGGCGUGGGGAGUCGGUGGUGGGCGCGUUCCAGAGCUGGAUGGGCGAGGGCUCCCCCGUCCACCGCGGCCACGUCUUCCACGCCAUCAACCGCCUCCGCAAGCGCGGCAUGAACCGCAGAGCCCUCGAGGUUAUGGAGUGGGUGAUGAGGGAGAGACCCUACAAGCUUACGGAGCUCGAUUACUCGUAUCUCUUAGAGUUCACCGCCAAGCUUCAUGGCAUGUCGCAGGGCGAGAGCCUCUUCCUCCGCAUCCCUCACGAGUAUCAGAACCAAUUGCUCUACAACAACCUGGUCAUGGCCAGCUUGGACAGGGGCUUGAUCAAGCUCUCAUAUGGUUACAUGAGAAAGAUGCGGGAGUUGGCGUUUCCUAUCUCGCCGUACGUAUACAACCGCUUGAUAGUCCUACAUUCGUCGCCGGGGCGAAGGAAAACUAUCCCUAAAAUACUCAGGCAAAUGAAGGCCGACGGCGUCUCCCCGCACACAUCCACUUACAACAUUCUUUUGAAAGUACAAGCGAAAGAACAUAACAUCGACGGCAUGUCGAAGGUUUUCGACGACAUGAAAGGGGCCAGCGUCGAACCAAAUGAAAUAACUUACGGCAUAUUGGCGAUCGCCCACGCUGUCGCGAGGCUAUACACGGUUUCUCGGACAUAUAUAGAAGCCAUCGAACAAUCGAAAACAGGUAAUAACUGGUCGACGUUGGAUAUUUUACUUAUUCUGUAUGGUUAUCAUGGUAAGGAGAAAGAGCUCGAGAGCACUUGGAAGUUGGUGCAAGAGCUCCCUCAUGUCACAUCCAAAAGCCUUUUACUCGCGAUUGAAGCUUUUGGACGGGUUGGAUCGAUUUCUAGGGCAGAGGAAAUAUGGGCAGAGUUGAAAGCAAGAGGGAAAUUAGGGUCUGCAAAAUACUUUAAUUCUAUUAUAUCUGCGUAUUCGCGACACGGUCGUGUCGAAAAAGCAUCUGAAGUUUAUAAAGAGAUGGAAGCAAACGGGUGCAAGCCGAAUGCUAUAACUUAUCGCCACCUGGCGUUGGGUUGCUUAAAAGCCGGGCUUGUCGGGGAAGCAGUUGAAACGAUGAAUAGGGGGAAAGACGAAGCUGUAGUACUCAAGGUAAGGAGAUCUACGCCGUGGUUGGAGACUACUUUUAUGUUACUUGAAGCUUUUGCAGAGAUCGGCGACGUGGAAGCUUCGAAAAAGCUAUUUGAGGAGCUGAAGGAGUCGAAGUAUUGUAGGUAUCCUUUUGUCUUCAAUGCCCUCUUAAAGGCUUAUGUGAAGGCCAAAGUUUAUGAGCCGGAAUUGUUGAAUAAGAUGAUUCUGGGAGGGGCGAGGCCUGAUGCUGAGACGUACAGCCUUGUGAGGCUUGUAGAGCAGUUCAAAGAUGAUCGAAAAGAACGACGAUCGGUAGAGGCGAAGAAGGAACUUAGAGUGAGAAAACAAAGACAGAGCUGAAUAUAAGAGGUUUCAGUAGAAGUUUGGAUUUUGUUGCUAGGAUUCAGCGAAAAUAGUUGGACACAACGCGAGCAUUGCAUCUUUGCAUCAAAAAUAUGGUGGCAUUAUCAAAGGCGGAGCACGCUGCGGGCGGCCAGAAAGUGCAAUGAAAAAAUAUUUAGUUUGUUUACUGAAGUGAUAACCCAUCGCACAAAUCGCAUGCUUUGGUCUGAUUUCCUGCAGUACCGCCAGAAAAAAAAAAAAGAAGAAAGCCUUUGGCGGCCCUCAUUCAUCUGAGCGGAGAGGCGACGAGGUGGAUCAUAUCAUCUAUCGGGUGUUACAGUUAUCGCGCGUCGCAUAUUUACGUAUAGCUGAAACUAUAGAAGAACCAUGAGACACAUUUUCUCGAAAUCUGUGUGAUUUCUAAAAGUGGGAGAGCUACAAGCAGUACAAAAAAGGGGCUUUCCUGUCACACAAACUCACUAUAAGUGGUUUCUUGGUUUCUACCACUCCACCUUCUCCCUCAGAGGGAAGUGUUAAUUGUAGGGGUUUUUUUUUUCUUUUUUUUUUUUUCUAAAUUUUAGUUUAUGGUCUUUUGUAUCUGGUUAAGGCAAUAGCUGAGUGGAUAUGAGUGAUUUGUUUCACUAAAGAAGGAUGUAGGUGUUGGUUUUCUUUUCUUUUCUUUUCUUUUCUCUUUUCUUAAUCUUUCUUUGGUUAUGCCUAAUCGGUGAUUAUAUCAGAAUGUCAAAGUUAAGAGAGUUUCAA